AUGAGUAGGGUAUCAGGCCACCAGGUCCUGCUCCUACUGCUGCUGGGAGCUGCCAGGACCCGGGAAACCACAGCCUGCGGGCAGCCCCGCGUGUCCAGCCGGAUCGUGGGGGGCCGGGACGCCCGGGACGGAGAGUGGCCGUGGCAGGCGAGCAUCCAGCACCGCGGGGCGCACGUGUGCGGGGGCUCGCUGGUCGCCCCGCAGUGGGUGCUGACGGCGGCGCACUGCUUCGCCAGGCGGGCGCUGCCGUCCGAGUACCGCGUGCGCCUGGGAGCACUGAGCCUGGGCCCCACCGAGCCCCGCGCGCUCUCGGCGCCCGUGCGCCGCGUGCUGCGGCCCCCGGACUACUCCGAGGACGCGGCCCGCGGCGACCUGGCGCUGCUGCAGCUGCGCCAUCCCGUGGUCCUGGGCACCCGAGUCCAGCCCGUCUGCCUGCCCGCGCCCGGCGCUCGCCCGCCUUUCGGCACCGCGUGCUGGGUCACCGGCUGGGGCAGCCUGCGGCCUGGAGUUCCACUUCCGGAGUGGCGACCCCUGCAGGGAGUCAGGGUGCCAUUGCUGGACGCGCGCGCGUGUGACCGCCUCUACCACGUGGGCACCAGUGUGCCACGCGAGGAGCGCAUCGUACAACCCGGGAACCUGUGCGCCGGAUACGUGCAGGGCCGCAAGGAUGCCUGCCAGGGGGACUCCGGGGGACCCCUGACCUGCUUGCAGAGUGGGCGCUGGGUCCUGGUGGGCGUGGUGAGCUGGGGCAAGGGCUGUGCCCUGCCCAACCGGCCAGGCGUCUACACCAAUGUGGCCACUUACAGCCCCUGGAUUCUGGCUCGCCUCAGGCUCUGA
This is a messenger RNA of Orycteropus afer afer, 837 nucleotides long. RefSeq names its product serine protease 33-like. NCBI's taxonomy places the organism in Eukaryota, Metazoa, Chordata, Mammalia, Tubulidentata, Orycteropodidae. Gene Ontology annotation, molecular function: serine-type endopeptidase activity. The record is from RefSeq and is a predicted model, not a curated record. Bases 1 to 837 code for a protein of 278 amino acids. Gene Ontology annotation, biological process: proteolysis. The transcript has 6 exons.